AUGUUGAUUACAAAUAACAGUAACCAUUCACAUCAAAUUGUGAAUCUACCACAUUUAUUGUUAUUUCAAAUCAUAAAUAAUCUAGAGGAUACAUUGGAUCGUAUUUGUUUUAGUUUGAGCUACGGUUUGUUACAAUCACAAUUGAUUGGGGAUUUCAAAAAUUUUCAUUUGAGGUCCUACGCCAAUCAAUUGGAAAACUCUAAACAAUUAAAAGAAAACUGUACACUUUUCAUUGGUAAUAAAAAUGAAAUAAAUAUCAAUUUAGAAUAUGAUUAUAUAUCAACUUAUGAUGAAGUUAUACAAUCAAAAUAUAUAAUACCUAAAAAUAUAACUAAAGUAGUAUUCUCUGAGAAAUAUAAUAGAAGUGUAGAUGCUUUGAAAUCAAAGUUGGCAGAGUCAAAUGUUACGAGCUUGAAAUUUGGAGCGGAUUACAAUCAACCUUUUGCUCCGGGUUGCUUGCCAGAUAACAUCAAGGAGAUCGUUUUGUUCAGUGAAUUCAAUGAUUUAAAAUAUACUUCCAACAUCACUCCACACCAUUCACAAUAUGUCAUCGCUGUGGCUGCCUCACCUAAAGUCUCUGCCAAACAUCCGUAA
This is a messenger RNA of Heterostelium album PN500, 594 nucleotides long. RefSeq names its product FNIP repeat-containing protein. The record is from RefSeq and is a predicted model, not a curated record. The transcript is spliced from 4 exons. NCBI's taxonomy places the organism in Eukaryota, Evosea, Eumycetozoa, Acytosteliales, Acytosteliaceae. Bases 1 to 594 code for a protein of 197 amino acids.